GGCUCCUGUUAGCAACGGCGAACGGUGAAUAAAGUUUGUUGAGGAUUUUUGUUUUCUUCCGAUGACCGAAUGUGCGCCGCGUAUUAGAUCGGCGUCUUGUUAAAUUACAAGAACCGGGAGGUCCCUUUCAUUGCAUAUGUGUCAUUUAAUUGAAGUAUACCGUCAGACAUGGAUGACAAUUCCAAAGAGAAGAUCAGCCGCUUAAGCCACCCAGCUAAAGAGGAGAAGACCCAUAAGAGCAGAGGGAAAGAGAAAAGGAAAAGGAGACGGAGCAGAAGCAGAAGCAGGUCAUCCUCUAGUUCAUCCAGAUCAUCGUCAACAUCAUCUUCAUCAACACUGUCUUCAUCUUCAGCUAGUACAAGCAGAUCAAGCAGUAAUGAUUCAAAUGAUGGUUCUAAAGGCAAGAAAAGAAAGAAGGAGAAACAUAAACAAAAAAAAAUGAAAAAAGAGAAGAAACACAAAAAGAAAAAGAAAGGAAAAAAAGCAAAGCAGGAAGGCGCUGGGCCUGUUCAGAUUUCAAAGUUUUUGAAUGAGAAAAAGAAAAAUGAGUACAGCAUGAUCACAGGAAAGAAAAUUAAAAUGAAAGUAAAGAAGACUAAAAUGGACAAAGAGAGGGACAAAAACCGUGCCGAACUGUUGGAUUUCUUAAAUUCUACGCUAAAAUUUCUCAGGGAGCAGUUUAAAAUCUUUGCCCAUUGAAAGUGACUUCAAAUGAUGAAGGAGUUUGUGAUUUUCACCAGUGGUUGCAGUUUUUAGUUUCCGAAUAAAAAGGUUCCCGUGCUUCAGUUGGAUUUUGAUUCCUGACCAAACUGCAUCCAUCUCUCCAGCAGUGGAUUUUAAAACGUUUUCAUCUUGCAAAUCUUUUGUUUGGUUUUUCCCCUCAGAUCUGAUACAGCUGUGUUUUGAAACAAAAAUUCAAUAUUGUGUAAAUGUAAAUGUCAUUCAUUCUCUAUCAUGUACAACGUGAUUUGUAUGCGUCUGGUUUUUGUUCUGCAAAUAUGAAUCUGGUUUGCAUAUUCAUGAGUAGAAGAUGUCAUGGUCAUUGCCAGGUUGUGUUUUUUAUAUGAGCAGAAUGUUUUACAUUAAAGACAGGUUUUAUAUUCCUGAAAUAA
Erpetoichthys calabaricus (reedfish) is the source of this 1112-nucleotide messenger RNA. RefSeq lists its product as uncharacterized. The record is from RefSeq and is a predicted model, not a curated record. The transcript has 8 exons. Lineage: Eukaryota; Metazoa; Chordata; Cladistia; Polypteriformes; Polypteridae. Bases 169 to 699 code for a protein of 176 amino acids.